Messenger RNA from Anopheles cruzii, 1647 nucleotides. RefSeq names its product ER lumen protein-retaining receptor (gene KdelR). Gene Ontology annotation, cellular component: membrane; endoplasmic reticulum; cis-Golgi network. The record is from RefSeq and is a predicted model, not a curated record. Gene Ontology annotation, molecular function: ER lumen protein retrieval receptor activity. The transcript has a single exon. Gene Ontology annotation, biological process: endoplasmic reticulum to Golgi vesicle-mediated transport; protein retention in ER lumen. Lineage: Eukaryota; Metazoa; Arthropoda; Insecta; Diptera; Culicidae. Bases 420 to 1058 code for a protein of 212 amino acids.
ACGUCAGUCGGUCGGUGUCCGGUCGCCCGUUUUUCAGUAGAAAACAGUACAAUAACAGCAAAGAUAUCCUUUUCGAGGAUUUUGCAUCACCGUAGAAAGUAGCCUUUACCGUUUGACAACACAAAGAAUCAGUAAAGCACGAGCUGUGCCUUUGCGCUUCGACAACCGGUAACGCGGCUACGUGUACGUGUGCGGUGGCGGCGGUGCAGUGGUACUCUGCUUGCUGGCUUCAUCCACCCCCACGUCCGCAGGUUUCUCUGUUUUCCUCUCGCGGAACACACGAUCCUACUAUUCUGCUGCGAGGCUACAAACAUAUCCAAACUUGCAACGUGCUAGCAACCAUCUAUUCGAAGGGAGACCCUCUCUGCUAGACCACCAAAGUAGCCCAGACAAGUGACACCAAGGAGCAAGGCAAAAAAAUGAAUAUCUUUCGAUUGGCUGGGGACUUGUCACAUUUGCUGGCAAUCAUUCUGCUGCUGAUAAAAAUAUGGAAAACCAGAUCGUGCGCAGGUAUUUCCGGCAAGUCGCAGAUACUGUUCGCUAUCGUCUACAUUAGUCGCUACUUGGACUUGGUGACGACGUUCAUCAGUUUAUACAAUACUUUCAUGAAGCUGGUCUUCAUCAGUGCUGCAGUUGCGACAAUAUAUCUGAUGUAUGUGAAAUUCAAGGCGACAUACGAUCAUAAUCACGACUCGUUCCGCAUCGAAUUUCUGCUUAUACCGUGUUUCGUGCUGGCCCUGCUGAUCAACAAUGCCUUUACCCCGCUGGAGAUCCUGUGGACGUUUUCCAUCUAUUUGGAAGCUGUGGCUAUCCUGCCACAACUGUUCCUGGUCAGCAAGACCGGCGAGGCGGAAAGCAUUACCAGCCAUUAUCUCUUUGCUCUGGGCUCGUAUCGUGCACUCUAUUUGCUGAACUGGAUCUAUCGGUACUACGCAGAAGGACACUACGAUUUGAUUGCUAUAUUUGCCGGCGCCAUACAGACGAUCUUGUACUGCGAUUUCUUCUACCUCUAUAUUACAAAAGUCUUGAAGGGCAAGAAGCUUCAGUUACCAGCGUAAAUCGGUUGGAAGAGAGUAACAGCAAUGUAUUGGAUCGUUUUCGCCGGUUGGAUUCAUCUUCCUUUCACUUCGUGUGGUAGUUUACGAGAGAUACGAAAAAACCGAUAGCAUUAAGCAACACAGCAAUGUGCGGAUCUUUCAAAUCAAUUUCAGACACACACUGGAUACAAAACAGAGUUUUUCCACAUCAGCAUCAGUGUCGUGACUUAACCUAAGGUUUUUUUUUAACAUUAUCAUGUCAUUCUCUUUGUAUUUUCCUGGCCAACAGACGGCCUUGCGAAAGCGAAACUCGGUCCUGCGGUGCGAUUGUGAGGUUGGAAUAAAAGCGAUUGCGCAAAACAAAGCAAAAUUAUAAUAUUAUUAGACUGUACUAUUAGAACAAUUAGCAUGCAAGAUUCACUUUCAAUAAACGAAAAGAAAAAAAGUAAAAACUAAACUGUUCAACCGUACCCGUCAGUUAAAAGCAUCGGUGAUGCUAAAACAAACUAACUUUGGGUUCCUCUAAAAUUCUUGAAAAUCAAUGUGAAAUUUAUAUCUACCAAUACAUUUGUAUAUCGUAUAAAAUCAUGUGAAAAAAGUCUACCCGACA